Trichoderma aggressivum f. europaeum is the source of this 789-nucleotide messenger RNA. RefSeq lists its product as uncharacterized. The record is from RefSeq and is a predicted model, not a curated record. Bases 1 to 789 code for a protein of 262 amino acids. NCBI's taxonomy places the organism in Eukaryota, Fungi, Ascomycota, Sordariomycetes, Hypocreales, Hypocreaceae. The transcript has a single exon.
AUGUAUCCGGAGCUGCCUCGUCUGGGAGCAAGCACCGCGGAUCAGAAGGGCAUUGAGUGCUUGCUUUCGGCCUUUGUCAUUGACGGCGGCAUCUUUCAGCAAGGCGUCAAGCUACUUCCGCCGGAACUGCCGUUCCUCAAGGAUCCAAAGUAUUUCAAGGACAGAAGCGACUACACGGGGACAACGAUGAGCGCAGAAGUGUUGACGAAAGUACGGCCCGAAGCGCUGAGGGAGGUUGCUGCGGCGUUUGAGCUGCUGGAGACGACCAUGUUGGCGGACGGGCGAGAGUGGAUCUUGAAGACGGAGAAGCCGAGCCUGGCGGACAUUGAAUCUGUCUGGGUGUUUCACUGGAUAUCGGGGAUUCCUGGGGCGUUGCCAAAGGAAGGGUUUUCGGCGGACAAGUAUCCGCGGGUUUACGCGUGGAUUAAGCGCUUCCAGGAGGCGGUGACGGCGGCAAAGAAGAGAAUGGAGGAGCCUAGGACGUUGGACGGCGAGGAAGCGGCGAGGGUCAUUGAGGGCUCAUCGUGGCAUGAGGAAGAGGGAGUUGUGGAUGAAGGAGACGCGCUGGCGGUGGCGGAGGGGCUGAAGAAGGGUGUCGUGGUGAUGAUUUCGCCGACGGACACGGGGAAGGCGCAUAAAGAUGUGGGGAGGCUGGUGAGUUUGGAUAAGGACGAGGUUGUGAUUGAGGUGAAGACGGAGAAGGGGGAGAGAGUGAGGCUGCAUGCGCCGAGGCAUGGGUAUAAGUUGAGGAGGUUUGAUGGUGAGGCGAAGGGCGAGGCGAAAUUGUAG